This is a messenger RNA of Lolium rigidum, 1048 nucleotides long. RefSeq names its product pirin-like protein At1g50590. The record is from RefSeq and is a predicted model, not a curated record. Lineage: Eukaryota; Viridiplantae; Streptophyta; Magnoliopsida; Poales; Poaceae. The coding region runs from base 1 to 915 and encodes 304 amino acids. The transcript is spliced from 5 exons.
AUGUCGACGGCGGCGGUGGAGGUGCCCCGGCAGGUGGCCAGGAAGUUCCUGGCGCGGCCGCAGCACGAGGGCGUCGGCGCCGUCGUCCGCCGCAGCAUCGGCAGGUUCGAGCUCAGGUACUUCGAUCCAUUCCUCGUCCUGGACGAGUUCUCAGUUUCUGCUCCGGCCGGGUUCCCCGACCAUCCGCACAGAGGCUUCGAGACCGUCACCUACAUGCUCGAGGGGGCCGUGACGCACGAGGACUUCGAGGGCCACCGCGGCACCAUCAAGGCCGGCGACGUGCAGUGGAUGACGGCCGGCCGCGGCAUCGUGCACUCGGAGAUGCCCGCCGCGCCCGGCACCUCCAGGGGGCUCCAGCUCUGGGUCAACCUCGCCUCCCACAACAAAAUGAUCGAGCCGGGGUACCAGGAGAUCCAGAGCAAGGACAUCGCCUCCACCACGUCGGCGGACGGCGGCGUGACGGUGCGCGUGAUCGCGGGGCAGGCCAUGGGCGCGCGGUCGCAGGUGAGCACGCGGACGCCGACCAUGUACCUGGACUUCACGGUGCGCCCACACUCCAUUGCGCCGGCGCGGCAGCCGGUGCCGGCGUCCUGGAACGCGCUCGUCUACGUGCUGGAGGGCGAGGCCUCGUUCAUCGGGGGCGCCGGCGAGAAGGCGGUGGGCGCGCACCACCUGGUGCUGCUCGGGCAGGGCGGCGACGGCGUGGAGGUGUGGAACAGGUCGGACCGGCCGCUCCGGUUCCUGCUCCUCGCCGGCGAGCCCAUCGGGGAGCCCGUGGCGCAGCUCGGCCCCUUCGUCAUGAACACCGAGGAGGAGAUCGACGCCACCGUCAACGACUUCGAGCUGUGUAUCAAUGGGUUCGAGAAGGCCAAGCACUGGAAAUCGCAGGCGAUGAUCGCGCUAGACCUAGAGUAGGGACAAAGGAUGGCACGCCGCGCACACUCACUGGAGAACACGUUCCACGUACGAGGUUAUUUAUUUGUUUAUUUAUUAUUCCAGGAAUUAGUGGUCGAUUUGCUAAGACAUCAGCGAUCAAUCGAUUUGCUAA